Micromonas pusilla CCMP1545 is the source of this 1485-nucleotide messenger RNA. Its product is annotated as amino Acid/Auxin permease family. Gene Ontology annotation, molecular function: L-amino acid transmembrane transporter activity. The transcript is spliced from 3 exons. NCBI's taxonomy places the organism in Eukaryota, Viridiplantae, Chlorophyta, Mamiellophyceae, Mamiellales, Mamiellaceae. The record is from RefSeq and is a predicted model, not a curated record. The coding region runs from base 1 to 1446 and encodes 481 amino acids. Gene Ontology annotation, biological process: amino acid transmembrane transport. Gene Ontology annotation, cellular component: vacuolar membrane.
AUGACGACGAUGUCCGCGCCCGCGGUGGGCGCCCUCGGGGUAUCCGCGACGUCGUCGACGACGCGCCGCCGCCGCCGCGCGUCCACCGCCUCGAUCCGCGCGUCGGCCGCGGGGCCGGCGCGCGGCCGCGUCGCCGCCGCGGUUCCCUCGCGCGCGACGCCGAACGAUGAUCAACAUCACCAUCGUCUCGUCGUCCUCUCGGCGCGCUCGUCCCCCCCGACGCGAACGCGAACGCGCGUCGUCGCGUCCGCGUCCUCCGCCGCCGCCCCAACCCCCGCGACCGGAGGCGACGGCGGCGAGGCGGCGGCGGUGAUCAACACCGUGAAGGCCAUCUUCGGCGCGGGCGGGUUCGCGCUGCCGUGGGCGUUCGCGAACGGCGGCACCGCGCUCGUGACCGCGUGCCUGGCGUUCAGCUACGUCUUCGCGCUCACCGCGCUCAAGAUGCUCGUCAAGGCGCAGGACGUCCUCGUCGCGAGCGGGCAGUCGUCGCGCGCCGCGGUGGCGACGUACGCCGGGCUCACGAAGGAGGCGGUCGGCCCCGUCGGCGACGUCGUGUGCAAAGCCCUGAACGUGAUCACGUGUUUCGGCAUCUCCGUCGGAUACAUGAUCUUCGUGUCCGACACCGUCAUCUCGAUGCUCCCGGCGCAACACGCGGCGUCGUUCACGACCGCGUCGAUGAUCGCGCGGACGCUCCCGGCGUGGCUCGGGCUCGCGUUCGUGCGCGACUUCAAGGGGGUAAAUCUCAUCUCGCUUCUCGGGACGGCGAGCGUGAGCCUCGGCAUGCUGUGGGUCACCGCCGUCGCGGCGUCGAACCCGCUGCAGGUCUCCGCGAUCCCGCUCGCGAACUUGAGCGCGUUCAGCGGGUUCUUCGGGACCGUCGCGUUCCUAUUCUUCAUCCACUUCACGCUGUUUAGCGUCCAAGAGGCGAUGCCGGACCAGACGCGAUUCGUCCCGGCGGUGAGCAAGGCGUUUGCCAUCGCGAUGGGCGUCUCCGUCGUCUUCGGCGUCGUCGGCGCGUUCGGUUUCGGGCCCGGGGUGAACAGCGUCGUGAUCACGAUGCUCACCGGCGUGGGCGGGACGAUCGUCAAGGCGCUCCUCUGCGUCAACUUACUGUUCACGUUCCCGCUCAUGGCGAGGUCGGCCCUCGUGAUCCUCGAAUCCACGAUCGCGCGCGGGAAGGAAAUCAGCGUACCCGCGUCGCUCGCGACGAGGGCGGCGUUCGUGCUCUCGGCGGGUUACCUCGCCGGAAACGUCCCGAAUUUCGGCACCGUGCUCGGCCUCGUCGGCGGCGUGUGCUGCUGCGCGAUGUCCAUCGCGAUGCCGCCGGCGAUCUUGAAGCUCGCGAACGAUCGCGCGGGGGUGAAGUCGAGCGCGGGCGAGAGCGCGGUCAUCGCGCUCGUGUGUCUCACCGGCGUCGUGUGCAUGGUGCUAUCCGUCGUGUUGUAGAAUACAGUAUGUUUUUGGUUGAUACGAUGCGUUGACGUG